Messenger RNA from Aspergillus novofumigatus IBT 16806, 267 nucleotides. RefSeq lists its product as uncharacterized. Lineage: Eukaryota; Fungi; Ascomycota; Eurotiomycetes; Eurotiales; Aspergillaceae. The record is from RefSeq and is a predicted model, not a curated record. The transcript has a single exon. The coding region runs from base 69 to 230 and encodes 53 amino acids.
CUCCAAAGUGUUACAUCUUCAAUCUCCAAGCGCCGAGAAUAUUGGCAAAGUGGCAGUGCAUGACCAUCAUGGCCAAGGAUUUCCGAGUCCAUUCUGGGACAACUGCUCCACUCACGGAGAAGGUUGUCCGUCACGCAAGUAUCGGUUUACUAGAGCUCUCAGUAAUUGGCACCAGCUCACCUGCAUUGGCGCCUGCUGUAUACUUGUUGCAUCGAGUUAGAUGUACCUAGAUAUGCAUUGUAGCAAAUUUCUGAGUUGAUACUGUGC